AGAGAGAAACCAACUGGCCAAGCUCAACUUCUUUUUUAGUAAGCCUCACACAAAUACACACGUUCUAGAAUGCAAAAUAACAAGAGUAUGUGCGAGUUCGGCGAUUCCGGGUUUGCGUCACAGCAAACAUACGUCGCAACUCUUCACAUAAUGGCUGUUUUGCAAGUUCCGAUUCAUUUAUUUGGAGGAUAUGUUAUCUUGUUUCGGACCCCCGCCAAAUUGGCAGCUGUCAAGUGGAGCAUGUUUUUUCUACAUUUUUGGAGUUCCCUGCUCGACAUAACGGUUUGUUUCCUGGUAAUACCGUAUACAAUAUUUCCGGUUCCUGGAGGAAUACCUCUAGGUGUCCUCUCAAUAAUGAGUGUUCCUUCUUUUAUUCAGGCUUUCAGCCUUGUAGUUUGCGGUGCAUUUACCGGUAUUUCUAUAUUGGGCUUCUUCAAGAAUCGGUGUCAAUCUAUGAAAUUCGGACCGUUCUCUCAAAGUUUAAAAACUAGGCUGGGAAGAUAUGUUCACAUAGGUAUGAAUUAUACAAUGACUUUUUGCUUUAUGAUCCCGAUAUACAUCAAACUCCCGGGUAGACAGGAGAGUGAGAAUUAUACCAUUUUGACUCUUCCCUGCAUUCCUGAAAAUAUCUAUAAAAACGAAAAGUUUUUCUUAACAUCUACCAGUGUUCCAUUUAUCUAUUCAAUGGUUGGUGGUUUAACUGUAUUGAUAACUUUCCAAAUUUUAUUCUACGUGAUAUAUUCUGUAAUCGAACUCCGAAAGCGUAUCAAGAAACUCUCCCGAGUUACAUCAUGUCUACAGCGGAAAUUCUCAAAUGCUCUCUACGCACAAGUCUCGAUUCCAAUGAUCGUUUACCUUUUUCCCAUGUUCUAUGUGUUUUUCACAUGGACAUUUGAUGUUUUCAGCCAGAUUUGCAACAAUCUCGUGUUUAUUUUCAUUGCGCUUCACGGGCUUUUGUCAACAAUUACCAUGUUCAUUGUGCACAAACCGUAUCGAGAAUGCUUGAAACUGAUCAUUCCAAGAUGUCCGAAGUGGCGAAAGAGAUCCAGAGUUGCGAGUGUUCGCGAUUUGCAUCUGUCAGUGAUUAUUUGAUUAUGUGAGGAAAUGUGGAAUAAAUGUUUUUUUUUUUC
Caenorhabditis elegans is the source of this 1130-nucleotide messenger RNA. It is a transcript of the gene srh-129, whose product is annotated as Serpentine Receptor, class H. The record is from RefSeq and is marked reviewed. NCBI's taxonomy places the organism in Eukaryota, Metazoa, Nematoda, Chromadorea, Rhabditida, Rhabditidae. The transcript has 3 exons. The coding region runs from base 88 to 1092 and encodes 334 amino acids.